Molecule: messenger RNA, 6120 nt
Organism: Leopardus geoffroyi (Geoffroy's cat)
Lineage: Eukaryota; Metazoa; Chordata; Mammalia; Carnivora; Felidae
Gene: CROCC2
Product: ciliary rootlet coiled-coil, rootletin family member 2
Exons: 32
Source: RefSeq, a predicted model, not a curated record
CCUUCCCCUGACGUGCGGCCCCCAAGCACACAGCACCUCCUGCGGAGAAGGCUGGGGCCCUUCCCCGCGGCUGCGGGAGGAGGUCCGGGGCAGAGGCCAGCCCCUGUCCGGGCGUGGUCGCGCAGGUGGACAGCUUCACCCAGGGCGCCUCCAGGUCUCCAGGAAACCGCUUCCAGACAACAGCGUUCUUUAGUCCCCAUGGCAACAGGGCCUGCGCUCCUGUUUCCAGGGAAACAAAAUCCUCAGCGUCGCGGUUGCCACAGCAACGUCUACGGGCUUCCUCGGCCACUCGGUCGCCAGCCCAGAGGGGCAGCUGGGCACCUUGGACGGAGGAGCCAGGUGUCGUGCCGGCGUGGGGCUGGUGCACUGACGCAGGUCCUGGCCCGGCCCGGGUCCCGGCCGGAGACUCACCUGGCCGCCAAGCCCCGGCUUUCUCGGAGUCCUGCCCUCCCACUCGAGAUGAGCUCUCCCUCCAGCGAGCCUGGCCACGGGGGUGCCACCGCAGAGCGGUCCCCACUGGGGCUGGACAGCGUGAUCCAGAGGCUGGAGGACACCGUCUUGAGUCCCAUGGCCAGCAGAGAAGACCGGGCACUGACCGUGCGUGGGGAAGGCUGGCCGGCUUUGCCCACCCCUGUGCCCGCCCGAAUCCGUGAGAUCGUAGCUGGCAGCCUGAGGGACGAACCACACCAAGGGCUGCAGGAGCCGCCGGCCGUGUCAGCAGGGGUGCAGGAGGAGAACGAGCGUCUGCAGGAGGAGCUGUCCAGGCUGGGGGAGCUGCUGGCCCAGGCAGACGCAGAGCAGGACGAACUGGCCGGCAGGUACCGCGCGGUCAGUGCGCGGCUACAGGCCCGUCUGGAGACCACCGAGGCUCGGCUGCGGAGGUCGGAGCUGGAGCAUAGCGCGGACCUGGAGGAGGCCCUGGGCCGUUUGGAGGCCGCUGAGCAGAGGAGCACGGGGCUCUCCCAGGUGAACACCCUUCUGCGGGAGCAGCUGGGGCACAUGAAGAAGGCCAAUGACAGGCUGGCCGAGGAGCUGGCCAGGACGACGGACGGCGUACUUCACCUUCGGGGCCAGCUGGAGCUGAGGGAGGCACGGCACCGGGCAGAGACACAGGUGCUUUGCCCGCUUCUGCCCGUCGGCAGGGGCCACCUGAUCCGGCGCUUUGGCUGGCGACACCACUGGCAGGAUUCCUCCCAGACGCUGCCUGGAAAACGGCCUCCUCCAGGGAAAGGAGGCCGAGGUGGCCCCUCACUGCCCCUUUUGGGAAGACGAGCCCCUGGGAAAGGGGGCUGCAGAGCCACAGGUGAUAUGGGUGUGCUCCCCACAGAGGAUCCGGGAGAGGCAGUGUGGAGAGGCCGGUGGGGUUGCAGGCUGCACUCGCCUCGCACGCCUGAGCAGACUCAGGCCUCUUGCUCGCAGAUCCGGCGCACACGCUCGGGAGGGUCCCAGGACUUCCUCCUCCUGUGGAGACAGGUCACCGCACUCCGCGUACAGCUGGCCGAGCUGCGCACAACCGCAGAGAGGGCUCUCACUGACAUGCGCGUGGAGAUGGCCAGGACAGCCGGGCGCCUGCAAACGGCCUGCCUGGCCCUGGGCUCCAGGCUGCGGCUGGCGGCCAGAAGUGCGGCGGGCGCCCUGGAGCAGCGGCUGCGGGGCCAGGUGCGGGAGACGCUGCAGCUGCAGGGCCGCUGGGACGCAGAGAAGGUGGCGCUCCAGGCCAGACUCUCUGAGCAGACGCUGCUGGUGGAGAAGCUCACAGAACAAAACUCGAAGAAGGAGAGAACCAUCUCUUCCCUCAAAAUGGAUGUCCAGAAACUGGAGUCCCGGCGCAGCGGAGGCCAGCGGGCAGCGGACACUUUGGAGGACCAAGUUGAAGCCCUACAGCGUGUCUUGGAGAGCAUCACAGAGGUGGCCCAGGAAGACGCAGGGUGCCCGGAGCGGGCGUGCAGCGGCGGUCCCGAAGCUCAGGAGGCACAGGGCCAAGUGCAGAGGCCCGGGAGCUCUGCGUCCCCCCACCGCGGGGUGUCCCCACCGCGGGCCCACGCCCUGGACGCCCUGCACCCCGCGCUGCAGGCUGUGCACGCGGCUAUCGAGAGGUGGCGGCUGCUGGAGCAGGAGCUGCGCCUGCAGCUGGGGUCCUCCCAGGCGGUGGCAGCCAGGCUCCGGGAGCAGCUGUCGGAGGCCCAGCGGGAGCUGCAGGCCUCAAGGAGGCUCCUACAGGAGCGGGCGCAGGAGCAGGUGCGGGAGCCCGAGGACCUCCUGCGCGAGCUGGAGGCGCAGAGCUGCGAGGCACAGCGCUGCAGGGCGUCCAGCGAGCUCUUGCAAAGAGAGAAAAGGGCUCUGGAAACGGCGGUGGAGGAGAUGAGAGGGAAGGUGGCCUGUGCAGACGCAGAGAAGCAGAGGCUGGAAGCCGAGAACACGGAGCUGCACAGGAGCCUCCUGCUGUGGGCGGAACAGAAGGAAGAGCUGGUGCAGCAGGGCAAGCGGGGCCGCCGGGAGCUGGAGACCAGUCAAGGGCGCCUGGAGCAGCUGGAGGAGAAGGUCUCAGGGCUCAAGAAGGAGCUGGUGUCCGCCCAGGAGGCGCUGAACUCGGCCCGGCUGCAGAGGGACGUUCUGGAGAGCGAGAGGGAGGGUCUGCACAGAGCCCUGGCCCGGGCCGAGUCCAGCAACACUGACCUGGAGCUGCUGGUGACCCGGCUGAAGUCGGAGGGUGUGGAGCAGAGGGACUCCCUGGCCAAGAUGGCUGCCCUGACGGAGGGGCUGGCUCGGGACAAAGGCGCCCUGGGCCACCAGGUCCUGCAGCUGGAGCAGGAGCGGGAGCAGCUGCGGGAGCGGCAGAAGGCUCUGGAGCAGGAGCGGGCGGGUGCCCUGGAGCGGCUGGCGCGGGCGGAGCAGCAGCUGGGGCCGGUGCAGCAGGCCUGCGGGCGCCUGGAGGAGCAGCUGCAGGGGCGGGAGGCCGCCUUCGAGCGCCAGAGGGCCCGGCUGCAGGAGCAGGUGGGCCAGGUCACGUGCAAGAAGCAGGCCCUGGAGGAGCAGCUCGCCCAGAGCCUGCAGGACCGGGAGGCCCAGCGGGACACGCUGCAGAGGACCCUGCAGGAGAAGGAGGCUCUGUCUGAGGAGCGGGCCCAGCUGCUGGCCAAGCAGGAGGCCCUGGAGAGGCAGGUCCGGCUCACGGCCGAGGAGGCGGCCGAGCUCAGGGCUGAGAGGGACUCUCUGGAGAGAAGCCUCUUUGAGACCCAGCAGCUGGUGACGCAGCUCCAGGCACAGCGGGAGCAGCUGGAGGGACAGGCCCGGAGCAUGCGGCUCGCUCGGCAGGCCCUGCAAGUGGAAAUGCAGCAGCUGAGAAGUGCCUGGGAGGUCCAGGAGACAAAGCUGCAGUGGGACGUGGGGAGGCUUCAGCGACAGGUGGCACAACAGGAGCGGGACUUGCAGCUGGCCCUGGAGAGCCAGGCGCUGGCCCACCACGAGGACCUGGCUCGGCUCCAGAGGGAGAAGGAGUCCCUGAGUCUGUCUCUGACAGAGGAGAAGGAAGUGGCAGCUCACCGGUUGGAACAGGAGAAGAAGCUGGUAGCAAAGAAUGCGGCCAAGAGGGAGGCUCUGAAGGAGGAAAUUCAGAGCCUAAAGCAUGAGCGGGAUGAGAGUCUCCUCCAAUUGGAAAAUGAGAUGCAAGAGGCCCUGUCACUGAAAGAAGAAGAGAGGAGGCUGCUGAGGGAAGAACUCUUCAGAGCCAUGCAGGAGCUGGGACAGGUGCGGCAGGAGGCCCAGAGCCAACAAAAGCAAGCCGAGGCCACCGUCAGCGCCACGGCUGCGGAGCUGAAGGCCCUGCAGGCCCAGUUCGAGGACGCCAUCUCGGCCCAUCAGAGAGAGGCCGCAGCUCUGAGAGACAGUCUCCGGGAGAUGGCGGCAGAGAGAAGCAACGCCGGGAGAGAAGCGGAGGGGCUGCGGGCACAGCUGGACGAGGCCCGGGAGGCACUGGCCGUGCUGCGCGGGGAGCUGCAGGGCAGCGAGGAGAGCCGCGAGGGGCUUCGCAGGGAGGCCCUGGAGGCCCGCCGGGCGCUGGGCGAGGAGGCCCGCGAGAAGGCUGUGCUGCAGAGCUCCAACACCGAGCUGCGGGCCGCUCUCCGCAGGGCCGAGCAGGACAAGGCCAGUUUUCAGAGGUCCAAGGAAGAAAGGGAGCAGAAGGUGCUGGUCCUGGAGGAGGCGCGAGCAGCGGCCCAGAAGGAGGCCUGUGAGCUGCGGGCCAGCCUACGGGAGGUGCAGCAGGCUCGCGCCGACGCCUGCCGGGAGCUCCAGGAGCUGGGCACACAGGUCCUGAGGCUGCGGCGGGAGCUGGAAGAGGCGGAGGCUGGAGCUGAGGCCCGCAAGCAGCAGCUGGAGGAGGGCCUCUGCCAGAGCCGGGGGGCCGAGCGGACCCUCCGGGCCGAGCUGCACAUGGUCACGGGGAAGCUGCAGCAGGCCGGCAGCGUGGCCGACGGCCUCCAGGCUGGCCUGGACGAGGCCGGCCGCCGGAUCCACAGCCUGGAAGGGGAGCUGGCCCGGGCUGAAGGUGCCAGGCGGCACGCGGAGGCCCAGCUGGGCCGGCUGUGGUCCACCCUGUGCCACGGCCUGGGGCUGCGGGGACGAGGCCCCUCAGGCUCCCCCGAGUGGCCCGGCUUCCCCAGUACAGGCUCAGAUAGCAUCCAGAGCGCCGGCCCCCCGACCAGGUCCGGCUCACCACUCCGAUGGCCCUCACCGGCACCUGGGGACCCCUGCCCAGAUGUGGACGUGGCUUCUGUGCGAGACGCCCUGACGGACUUUGUGCAGAAACUGCGGGUUGCCCAGAGGGAACGGGACGACUGGCACCUCCAGGUGGUGAGCCUGAGCGGCCGGCUGAGCGAGGCAGAGCGCGAGCGUGCCCAAGCCCAGAGCCGCGCGGCACGGCUGCAGGAGGCACUGGCAGAGGCGGAGGAAGCCCGGCGCCAGGCGGAGAGUGAGAGGCGCAGGGCCCAGGCAGCGCGCGCCCUGCAGGAGGAGGCGCUCCGGAGCCUGGAGGAGCAGCACCGGGCUGGCAGGCGGGCGGCCAGCUGGGAGAAGCGGAGGCUCCAGGAGCAAGUGGACGCACUGCACGGGGCCCUGGAUGAGAGCAGGAGGCACAGCCAGGGCCUGGCCCAGAGGGGGACGCGGCUGCAGGCGCAGGUCGCCCGCCCGGGGGGCAGAUGCCAGGAGGCAGAGGGCACGUUGGAGCCCGCGCAGACGGAGCAGGAGACGCUGAGGAAAGAAGGGGACACGGCAAGGCGGGGGGCCCGGAAGGAGCAAGUGUCCCAGCCCGGGGGCAGCCUGCACCAGGAGGGGGACAGGGCGCCGAGGCACCACCAGCGGCGGCCGGUCAGCGGGGCCAGCCUCGGGGGUGCACCCAGGGGCAGGGAGUGUCCGGUGGGUCUCACGCCGCACAGCCCACGCGGAGGCGCGCACACAGCCGGGAAGGACGGGGUGGACCGCUCCCACACCGACCGAUGCCGAGACCCAGCCCCAGACGACAGUGGGGUCUACCAGGCUCACACCGCAAGGGGCAGGCAGAGGUGGAACCAGGGCCCAGGGCUCUGUGGGCCCCCGCCGGUCCCCUCCCCAGGCCCCGCGGGAGUGGCCACACGGCCGAGGGGGCUUGUGCAGAACAGAGCAGGACGGGGAGGAGUGUGGGAAGCGCGGGGUCCGGCAGCCUGUGGGCAAGUCCAGGGGCUGCGCCUGUGUGUUUGGGGGGCAUCUCCCCUCCCACCGCUGGCCAGACCCGUACCUCCACACAAGGACUUGGCAAGAGGGGCAGGGGUGAGAGGGGAGGGCUGGACGCCCUACCCUGGACUCUGUGCAGCUCUCAGGUCGGUGGGCAGCAGGGAGGAGCCCAGGUUCUCACCUCGGGCCCGGAGAGCGGAGCAGGCCCAGGCCCAGGCCCGGCGGUCGGGAGCUGGCCACAGGGCCCGGCUGCAGGCUGUGCAGGCCCUGGAGAGCCAGGAGCAGACCCACGGGUAGCGGCGGCGGCCGAAGUUCGCGGAGGAGGAAGUGGCCAGUCUGAAGAAGCAGCCGGACCAGGAAGCACCUCGGCAUCAACAGGCCCGCCUCGGCCAGGCCUUGCGGGCCAAGAAGUGA